CAUUUUUUUGGUUGUUUUCGGUAAUAUUACACUGAAAAAGCUUCAAAGAAAAACCAAGUUUGAAGCUUGAUUCAGGGUUUUAGGGUUUUUUUUAAUUACUCUCUCUCUGUUCUGAGUUUUGUGUGAUUUUUGUUUCUUUGGCAUUCAAAUUUUAAAACUUGAUAUGAACGGGGAGGAGUUGACAGAGCAGGAGAUUGCUCUUUGUUAUAGUCAAAUUAGGGUUUGGGGUGCUGAUGCUCAAAGAAGAUUGAGCAAAUCUCGUAUACUAGUUUAUGGAAUGAAAGGGACUGUUGCUGAGUUUUGCAAGAACAUUGUACUGGCAGGCGUUGGUAGUGUGACAUUGGUGGAUGACCGUGCAGUUACUCAGGAAGCUUUGUCUGCGAAUUUCUUGAUAUUGCCUGAUGAAAAUCUGUACACUGGGAAUACUCUUGCUGAGGUCUGUUGUGUUUCUUUGAAAGAAUUCAACCCCAUGGUUCAUGUUUCUGUAUAAAAAGGUUAGUAUUUUGAGUAUCGUAUGGUCAAAAAUUCACAAUGCUCAGAACUUUUGUGAAUUUUGAGUAUAGCUGUGGAGUGAAACCUUUCUUAAAGACCUUAUAGAGG
This is a messenger RNA of Hibiscus syriacus, 600 nucleotides long. RefSeq names its product SUMO-activating enzyme subunit 1B-1-like. Gene Ontology annotation, cellular component: cytoplasm; SUMO activating enzyme complex. Gene Ontology annotation, biological process: protein sumoylation. The record is from RefSeq and is a predicted model, not a curated record. The transcript is spliced from 3 exons. Lineage: Eukaryota; Viridiplantae; Streptophyta; Magnoliopsida; Malvales; Malvaceae. The coding region runs from base 164 to 490 and encodes 108 amino acids. Gene Ontology annotation, molecular function: SUMO activating enzyme activity.